AAGAAACUUCCACUCAACGGCUUUAGCAGACAAGAAAAUUCAAAGUCUUUUCAGUCAACGAUUGUUACAUUAUCAAAUUCCAGACCAUCUUCCAUCUCAUUUCCUUGAAAACCAUGGCAGGCACCGAAGAACAUCAACAGCACAUGAUGAUGGAGGUUGAAGAAGGAUGGGCAGUGAUUCAACAAGGAAUCGACAAACUGAUUCAGAUCAUAGAAGGCGACAAGACCCAAAGUUUUUCAUCCCAAGAGUACAUGAACAUCUACACAACUGUGUACAACAUGUGUAAUCCUAACCCUACUGGUGGAAUGUGUGAGGUAUUAUAUGAGAAGUAUAACGAUGUUUUCAAAGAUUACAUCAACAGCCAGGUUUUGCCAUCACUGCAAGGGAAAGAAGAUGAAGCUUUGGUGAAAGAGACAGUAAAAAGAUGGUCAAAUCACAAAGUUAUGACCAGAUGGCUCGUUAGAUUCUUUCACUAUUUGGAUAGAUACUUUGCUCCUAAAAGGAAGCUUCCUACUCUCCAAGACUCUGCUCUUUUAUCGUUCUAUAAUCUGGUAUUUGGAGAAUUCAAUAAUCAAAUCAGAGAUGUUGUAUUGUCCAUGAUCAAUCAGGAGCGGGAAGGAGAAGGCAUUGAUCAAACCUUGGUGAAGAACAUUGUAGGUAUCUAUGUAGAUGUUGGGCAAGGCUCGAUGAAAUACUAUGAACGAGACUUUGAAGAAGCCAUGCUUAAAGCUACUGCUGCAUUUUAUUCCACCAAGGCCGCUAACUGGAUCAAAAAUGGAUCUUACAACGAUUACAUGCUUAAGGUUGAAUGCUACUUGAAACAUGAAAGAGAGACAGUUUCUUGUUAUUUGCAGAAUACGAGCCAAAAGAAGUUACUUGAGAUUGUUGAAUAUGAAUUGAUAUCUGUUUAUGAAAAUGAAAUGAAAGAGAAGAAACAGGCUGAUGAAUCUCCUGAAGGAUGAGAAGCAACAUGAUCCAUGUUUGAGAGAACGGGCUUUCUUGUUAAUCUUUACUUCAAUGUUAAAUUUAAUUUCUUGUUUGGUUGCUGAGAAAAUGUUGCUAGUGUUUCAAGUCACAACUUUGUUGCUUAAAGUUAUGAUUUUUUUUGGCAAAUUCUGACACUUAGGGUUUUGUUAAUUAGGAUAUUUUGUAGCUUUGGUAGU
Messenger RNA from Hibiscus syriacus, 1163 nucleotides. Its product is annotated as cullin-1-like. Lineage: Eukaryota; Viridiplantae; Streptophyta; Magnoliopsida; Malvales; Malvaceae. The record is from RefSeq and is a predicted model, not a curated record. Gene Ontology annotation, molecular function: ubiquitin protein ligase binding. Gene Ontology annotation, biological process: ubiquitin-dependent protein catabolic process; protein ubiquitination. Gene Ontology annotation, cellular component: cullin-RING ubiquitin ligase complex. The transcript has 6 exons. The coding region runs from base 114 to 962 and encodes 282 amino acids.